Molecule: messenger RNA, 24038 nt
Organism: Porites lobata
Lineage: Eukaryota; Metazoa; Cnidaria; Anthozoa; Scleractinia; Poritidae
Source: the annotation of a GenBank genome assembly
AAGGCUAAAAGUAGCGAUCUGGUGUUUGAAGAUAUUGACGAUGACCUAGAUCAAGAACUUGGUCACUUAACCUUAGGUAUGGUAGAUCUAUACGUGUAAAUAUGAUGGCCUGGAAGCUGUUUGAUCCGACUGUAAAUCGAUUCGCCUCGGGAUAAACCUCGAUUUGUCCAUUGUCAGUGUAAGACCUAUUAAGAUCAAUAAAAGGAGGGUUUAUUAACUCCAAAAUACCCUAGCUAACACACUGAAUCGUGUGAAGCUGCUGGUAACACCAUACGGUCAAAUCCCGCUUUACGGACACCUUUUUGAUUAGGACGCCUUAUUAUUGCGAAUAGUUUGCUUUGUCCCUGGCCUGGGGAAAUAGAACCCUUACAUUUUCUCUAACUUCAACCCACUUUAUACGGACACCCCGUUAAUACGGACACUUUCUCGGUAUCUGUGUUAAUUGAGUUUGACUGUACACAGAAACAAAUAAAUCGUUAAGAUCUCCCACCAAGAAAUGGACCGGUAAACGAAAACAAACAAGCAGACAAAUCACUCCGUAUGUGGACCUAGCGCUUGCGUUUGGGGCGGGGCUUGAACUUGCAAAUCCAAUUCCAGGGCUCUAACCAGCCUCUUACCCAGGCCAGUUCGCGCUAUCCGAGUUACCAGAGGAGGCUUGUAACCGAGCGCGAUAGCGGGAGGCGUCCUCGGCGCAUUUUCCCGACAAGCUUGACAGUUGACGUCAAAUCCGAAAUCGCCAAGGACGACUGGGGACGAGGCUUUAUCUUUUGUUGUCGUUUUAACAUUGUCGUUUCAUCCUUUUUGUAAUUACAUUUUGAAGUCAAUCUUAUCAAGACAUGGACUUUGUUAUAACGCUUACCCCUUAGCCUAUUACAGUCUACGUCCCCCCCCCCCUUAGUCAUUAUCGUCGCAAGCGACUGCUAAAAGACAAUAAUAAUAAUAAUAAUAAUAAUAAUAAUAAUAAUAAUAAUAAUAAUAAUAAUAAUAAUAAUAAUAAUCAUUAUAGAGGGAGCCCAACUCGCCAAGGCGGUUUUCAGUGGGGCCCUCAUGCAUUAAUUUAACUAAUUAAUCAAUUAUUACGAAAAAAGUAAAAUAAGUUUGCAAGUAUUAUUCAAAAAAUAUCAAGAACGCCUGAUCACGCUGGCUCACUUGAUUUAGGCAAUACCCUGAGUAACUAGUCGCCUAUUUACUGAUGCAUUUGUUGAUCACAUUAGGGCUUGAAGAAUCUUAUAUUUGGAAAUGCCAAGUCAAGCUUUACACCAGAAUGGAGAAAUCAAAGCUUUUCAUUCUGUGACUUAUAUGGACUGGAAUACGGAAUUGUACAACUAAAGGUAAGGUCAAGUUAAUGCGAAUAUUUCGCUUCAAUCUCUAGGAAAAAAGGGAAAUUGUUUGAACCAUACAACGGUGACCAGUGGUCCAAGCUGCGACCGUUUUGGUUGCCAUGGUGAGUAAAAAACAAAAUUUUGCGAUUAAAAGUGCAGCGAAAGUCGCCAAUUGGGUACACACCUGUUUUAGGCGGUAAUGCCGCCAAGCCGUUGCUUUUUCAAUAGGUAAGUUUUUAGUGAGAUAACAUUUGCGUGAAAUAGUUAUCAGUUACGCUCCUGGCGACCAUUAUAUGAUUUUAGGUUGCAAAAAGGCAACUCUGUAGCACUGAAACUCUUCAGGUUUUAAAACAAAUGAAUAAAAUAAUUAAUUCAUUAAAGGAACCCUAGAGUGAUCAGCCUCAAAGUUCUCCCGGUAGUAUCUUAGCCUUAUGAAACAGAGUGAGUAGAUUAUAAUAUUAGGGGUUAUCAUUGUUGUUGUUGUCGUUUUUUUUUUUCAGGGUGGACCCUGUGGAGUGUUGGCUGCUGUACAGGCGUUUGUCCUCAAGCAUUUGUUGUUUGGCGGAAAGAAAGGGGACUCUAAAAAGUACAGUGUGUUUCAGAUACAAGAGUAUAUGAUGUUUACUCAUUUUUUUCUCUAGGGUAUCUUUAAAUACCAGGAAAAUGUCUGUUGGUUUGAUGAUUUAGUUUAGAUUGUAAAUAAUCAUUUUCAGUUGUCGUCCCUUUUUCUUGCAAUAUUCUGUACCAUUGACGUCAUUUUAAAUGGACUGAGAGCGGCUGCCAAUGGCGCCUUUGUGUGCUGACGUCCUAGCUUACUGUUCACAUGUUAAAAUAUAUUGUAAGAGGGCACGUCUGUUGUCCUCUCAUCAACGACUCUUCAUUCAUUCAUUUUACCGGAUAUCGCAAGCGUCUUCCAAAGUUGGUCAACGCUAGCUGGUUAUGAAGAAUAUUAAAGCUGGGGGAUUUGAGCCAAUCAGAAACGGAGAAAUUGAAUGGCGAUAAUAUUUUUUUUCCCAUUUCCCCUGUCAUUUCCAUUCCUAGUAACAACUUCUGAGAAUAACUCAGCCAUGUCUUUUUUUUUUUUCUGCUCCUCCUGUCCGAACGUGGCGAUUAUGGAAACUAGUUUUUUUUUAAUCUUUUAAUAAAUCCUAUUUCGUGUCCAUUUUAGGAAAUUUCAAGAACCAAAGCUCUUACAUCAGCAAUUAGUGAAAUAUUAUGGAGGGCUGGUGACAGCAGAGGUGCAGUAGUAGCCUUGUAAGUUACUCUGGAAUUUUGUCUAUGCAUUAUUUAAAAAAACGAGCAGGAGUGUUUUGGCGAGUUUUGAAACACGAGGCGCUGCCGUGAGUGAUGUGUCGUUAUCGAGUGAUUGUCAUCGGGCACUCCACUCUGCUCAAGGUGGCCUCAGCCGAGCAGCACGUUUGGACUGCCAGUGCCGGUAGUCUUCUGGGUCAGCCAUAAUAGGGACUUUAAGAUCCAACGACGCGGACGGCAACGCGAAAGUAGAAAAAUCAAUAGGUUUUAUGAGCAAACAACAACUUUGAACAAGAAGACGAAAUUUUAUCUCUUUCUGAACAUGGUUAUGGUCCCUAGGAAUUCAACUCCAGGAGGGUUCGCCUACAUUCGACAUAGUAAGAGGGUAAUGAUUGCGAUAAAGACUGAAAGAACGCAAAUUCACUUUAAACGACGUUCCGGUUGCCGUCGCGUCGUUGGAUCUUAAAGUCCCUAAUGGUAGCCUGCGUCGCAGACGUAAUCUUAUCGCAGUUAGUAACGUCUGCGAAGCAGCCCCGAGGUUCUUGUUCGACGCCCCAAACGGACUUAAUGAAUCAGUUAUCGGAAGGGCGUUUGGAUUUCCCUUCAACCCGAACAGGCCAAUCACGGCGUGUACUCAAUCCUGGUACACAGCAGGGGCCCAGAAGGCUCUGAAGUCCAACCAACAUUAGUUUGCGAGGCACUAUGGCAGAGAAAGUUGUUCUGCUAAGUAUGAUAUCUUGAACUAGGUAGCGACCUUUCACGAUUUGACUACGAAUACAAAUUUUCGAGUACCAGUGAAACUUUAGAAUUUCGAGCUACUUUUAUCCUCCGAAUUAUAACCCUUUCAUGUUGCUAACCAGAUCGGUGUUUAUAUAUUACGUAAUUAUAUUUGACACACGAAGUUGGUUUGAAAAGUGGUACAUGUGCUUGUACUACAAUCUAAGGGUGCGGCCGUCCCUCAUAGGAAGAACGGCGACGGCAACGACAAACGCCAAAAGUAGAGCCUUUUGGUACGUUAUUUUACCGUUCUCUGUCUAAAGAUGCUUUUUACUGAAUGUGGCGAACUGUGGAGUGGGUGACCACAAGACGACGAAUGUUUCCUCCUUUUUUUGAUCGUCUUUUGAUCGCCGAUGCGAUCAAAAGUUGUUUUCGCUGUCGUCGUCGUUGUGAUUGCUUAAGCUCUUCGAAUUACCUCCCUUGACACCAUCGUAAUCGAAAACAAAACCAAAAUAAAACAUCAAACAAAACAAAUCAAUAACAACAAGCAAGACAUGGCCUUUGGUUUUUCCUUUCAUGGGGUUGUUAGUUUUGCUCUUACAAUCUUUUCUUUUUUAAAAAAUAAAAAUCGGGCAAAAUCUUUGCGGAUGGAGCAAUCUCCAAAUCAAGUAAGAAAAAUAUUGAAAAGACACCUCAACUCGGUAGCUACGAUAAUUUCGACAACACCAGAAGUUACAUCCCAUUUAGUUAAUUGUAACAAUUUAUUUCAGACCUACUGGUGGUUCUAAUGUUUUUGGUGCUGGGCGAUACAAAUCGGACCAGUUAACAGAAGCGGUAAGUACUGCAAUUUCCCAUAAGAUCACCCGACACCUGCCCCCUGACAGAACGUUUUAAGUCAAGAUGGGACAUUUCACGCCAAAAUGGCUCGAUCGUGACAUUUUUACGGGAAAAUAGGGCGCCUGCACUGUAAACAAUGUCGCACUUGUAUUGAGAACUCACUUUCCUCUUCGUCAAGGGUGACUUCGUAAUACAUGUUUGGCUUUACCGAAAGAGAUCGGUCUCCGAAAUAGUGUUCGCAUUAAACCUCUUUAACGAAUAUUGUUCAUGGUGGAUGUGAGAUGUGCAGGUAGACUGUUGUUACUGUAAUUGCUGCCAUAAUGCAGUAAUGGUAUUUUGUUCCUACACAUUUGCUCGAGGUAGAUUUUAGCUGUUCAAACAUAAGAUGCAGGGUUCGUACGCGUCUUGAAAACCCUUGAAAACCCUUGAAUUUCAGGAGUCCGAUUUCAAGGCCUUGAAAGUACUUGAAUUUCGUUUUCGGUCCUUGAAAGUCCGUGAGUUUUUAUUGAACAAGAUCUAAAAUGUUCUGCACUAUCUGUAAACCCAAAUUAUAGAUGUUAACACAAACAUUUUUCUUGGUUUUGAGGUAAAAUUGUCAUUAAAAAAAGUCCUUGAAAUUUCUAGUUAGGGUCCUGGAAAGUCCUUAAAAAGUCCUUGAAUUUUUGGCCUGAAAAAGUGUACGAACCCUGAGGAUGGCAAAAGGAAAGAGUGAAGUCUGAAUUCAGGUUUGAAAGCUAAGAAAAAUAGAAAAUUCAGUUAAAUUCUUUUUGUCCACACACUAAUGAUUGCAUACUCAAAAAAGAAUAGAAAAAAUGUUCCUGAGAAAAUGCUUUAUUAAAAAAGAAAAAGAAACUCAGAUAACAAUUUUAACCCCAAAUUUGCUCUAAUCGGUCUUCGAACACCUGGGCCCUGCAAUGAAAGCGAUUGCUUCUUUGUUAUUAAAUUUGACAAGACAUGUCCAACCCAUGUCCGAAUGCAAUUAAGAGUUCGCCGAACGUGGGCCAAUUUUAGUUGGACUUUGUUCGAUGACCAACUAUUAUUUGCAGCCCUGCACGACUGAUAAAUGGGCCUUGUUUGUUUUCUUACAUCAAGAUGAUGGUAUUUUUCUGUUGCACUCUACUUGCAGUUUUGUAAUUGUGAGUUAAUCACAUCUGCUCACUCACUUUUUUCUGUAAACCGCAGCUUGUGUUAUACACCUUCAAGUCUUCUGAAAGUCUUCUUAGUUUUAUCUCGCAAAAUAUAUCGCAGGUACGUAGAAUUCUUACUAGGUUGCUCUAUCCUUACCUGUUGUGUGUCUGUACAAUUAGCAGUUAGUCAAUGAGUCUGGAUAAGGUGGUUUUUAUUUCUCCUUUUCACGAGGUACCGUUGCUUACCUUUUAACCAUUGUAUCUGUUUUAUGAUGUUUUUUAAAAAGGAUUAUUUUAUCAAGCGUAAAUCAUUGGUGAAACGAUUACUGAAGUCGGUUUACUUAACAGCAAAAGUGAUACUUGAUCUGCCCACCAAUGACUAAUCGCGAUAUUUCCAAGUACUUGAACUUGUCCGAUAAAUGCUUAUUGCCUGAAAACAAGGGCCGAAAGUUAGCGGUCUGUAAUAUGCCCCUUUAUUCUCAAUGGAACAAAUCAGAACCGCCUCAAUGAAGAGGAGAAGUCGUUACGUCAUGUUGCCAGGGUAGCAAAAUGUCUGGAUCUGAACAAACCGUAGCCAAUGGCACAAAAAAAAAAACGAAAAAGUUAACAUGGAUUCCUUUCCUGUGCAUGAUUGCACUCAGGAACAAAACAGUAGCCCAUACUUUUCUUCCAUCGUUCGACAGUGCAAAUGGCCGUCCUUGUCAAGAAAGAUUGUUAAGAUCCAGAUCAUGAUUUUGUCGCCAUGGUAACGUGACGUCACUCCUCUCCUCUCUCUAGGGGAGUUUGCUUGCUGAUUGUGGUUCACUUAAACAAACAUUGCCACCGUGACGUCAUGGAAGGUCCUCAUUAGGCUUCUUCAAUCCAGUUAUUCCGACCGUAAUGCUAAACAUGCCUUUCAAUGGACAGAUUUGUUGGACUGAAUACAGUUACAGUCAACCGAAUGACAAAACGUCGAUAUCGUAAGUCUAAAUGAAAGGUGUUUAGAGCGCGUCUCCAAAUUAAGUGAUGUAUCGUUUUUCAGUGCAACUGGUUUGCCAAAUUUUCGUUGUCCAAUUCCCGUCUCACUUUCAUAAUUUCACCCUGAAUCUCCAUUUCCUUUCCCUCUAAAAUCCCGGAUCCCGACCGUCAAAUAAGCGAAAUCUCGGAUCCCGAAAAGCCUAUUGAGGGCCCAUCGCGGGAGGGGGGUGACUCCUAUAUGAAAGGGGCGGAGAUGAUGGUCGGAACUUUUGAAUUAAAUCCCUAAAGGAGACCAAACUGGGCAUGGCCCAACCUUUUUUGACCCGUAAAUAAACUUUGAUAACAUGAAACGCGUAAAUAAAACAAAAAGAGACCUUUACGGCUAAAUAUAAUGGCGUUUUGCCCAGAAUACCGUAAGCGAGACCGAAAAUUGCACCCCUAAGCGAGACAACGAGCAUCCACGCCCCUUUCAUAUGGGAGUUCCCCGGUUCGUUCUUCAACGUCUUGCGCUUGCCGGUAUAAAAUUAAAAUGGCUUUACUAGAGUUUUUAUCACAGGCAUAUUAACAGCUCAUAAGAGCCAAACUUAAUCCUGAAUUAUGUACUUUCCGUAUAACUGCAUUUCAUCUAGAAAUAAAUCCACUUUUUGUCCAUUUUCAGUUUGAGUCUGAUAGUAGCAGUGGAUGUAUUUUACUGUUGUAUUCUGUGAUAUUGUCCAGGUCAAUACGAAAGUAAGUGAAGCUCUAGUAAAUGAUAUUUAACCCUUUAAGCCCUAAUACCCACAUACAAAUUCUUCAAACUAAUACUAGAUAUUUCCUCAAAGAAUUAGUUGAGAGAAUAUGAUAUAAAAAAUCAAAGCAUUUUCCUUUCAAUGAUCAUUUCUUUAAUUCUCAUAACCUUUAGUCUUGAUUUUGUAUCUAUAUCGUGAGGAGAAAGUUGAUGUUGGUCACUCUUGGAACUGAUGGUUAAAUGAAUAAAUAACAAUGUAUGAUUUAGAUGUAGCGUAUCCACAUGGUGGUUCUUCGUCUAUUACUCCCGUUAAGGAUUGCCAUUUAGUGCCGGGGGGCGGCCAUUUCCCCCGGCUGUUAUGAGUAAGACCCCUGGCCACUUUCUUAGGUCACAAAAGGAAAUAGAAUCAAAGAACCUCCCAGCUGUUAAAUCUCCGCCUUCUAGUAAGUGCAUAUGCACGGCACAUUGCUUAUCCUGUGACUUACGUUGCAUCUCAUGCUGGCAUUUUGAGCUGAUCUUUGCGGAUCUGGUUUUUUAUUUUAAUCUUUGCGGAUUCUGGCUCCCACCCUCUCCCUCUCCUUUUUGGGUUUGAAUGUUGGUAAGUAAAGGGUCAGGUGAAUAUUUUCCGCUGAAUUUCCUUCAGUGUGACGGUGCCAGUUGGCGGCUGCAUGCAGGGGUGGUUCCCGCUUGCAGGGUUGCCAUGGAUACCUCCUUGCUAUGUCUGAGGCGCUCAGGCUCCCGUCCAACCAUUAAGGCACCAGUUCUCAAGUUCAUCUAUUGGCGGUGAGUUUAAAGGCAAAUAGUUGACUAGGGGCAAAGAAGUAUCAAUGUCAGUAGAAAUCGAGAGUAAGCCUUUGUGUUAUAAUUUCGAGAAAAAUAAUCUGCUAGUAUUAUAUUGCAAGUUUAAUGUAAGGGAGCUUCUGGUGAUUUUUAUCAAGUAUUUAGUGGCCUUAAACUUUUCUUGUUGUUGUUGUUUAAGAGUGAUAUCUGAUAUGGAUGAACCUCAAGGCAGGCUGAUGGGUGCUCACGGCUACUGCACGCAGGUUAGAUUUUCAAUGCAGUACUUGUAUACUACAAUCUUUUCAUUUACGGGUAUCAAUCUGACGACGACGACGAGGAUGAUGAUGAUGAUGAUUUCCCCGACGUUAAUCUUAAAUGGAAUGGAUAGUCUUUGUAGGUUAUGCCUUCGCGUGCCUAUUUAUUUUAAUAGAAUGUUCAAUAUUAUAAUUUUUUUGUAUGUCUGCUAACACCAUUCUUAGCGCAGUUUUCCCAGGUGCGGUGGUAAGGUGCUCCCUUAGUCCCUUGAUGUAUCAUACAAGUGUUUGUUACUUUGUUUGGUUGUCUGUUUCCGUCUUUCUUUCGUUCUUUCUUAAUAGCUGAAAUUUCGUCCAGUUUGAGCUUCUUUUUCAUUAAUUGCAGCAAAAGUCUCAUUCUCGUUCUUAUUACAUGUAUUGUCCUUUACAGGAACUGGUGAACUUGUUAAUAACUGGAAAGGCUGUCUCAAACACAUUCGAUAACAUCAUGGAAGUUGAUACAGGGGGUUCGAAAAAGGUGUAGUAUUUAAGACGAUGUCAUGAAGGAUAUUUUUCAUCGUGGUUAAUGUGUUUAAAGGGUUCCGUUUAUCGUUUGUCCCAAGAUUGUCACUACUGAUCGCUACUUACUUAGGUCCUCGUCAGGCGAUAAAGUUGAUUUCCUGAGUGAGACUGUUUGUACCCCACCCCCAUGGUUGUUAAUGAUUCGUGUACAGUCACCUCCGUUUUACGGACACCUUGCUAAUUCGGGACACUUUCUAUGGCUCCCUUAGUGUCUGUAUUCACGCGGUUUGGCUGUAUCACGCACCUAAAGCGAUUUUUACUGAUAUGUGAAAAUUUUCCUUGUCCUCGGAGAAAAAAAGCCCUUACUUUUUCUCUUAAUUCAACCCGUGUAAUACGAAUACCCCGUUAAUACGGACACUUUCUAUGCCCCCCUUAGAGUCCGUAUGUACGGGGUUUCACUGUAUUACGAACCUAAGACGAUUUUCACAUGUGACAGUUUUCCUUGUCCCUGGAGAAUGAAAGCCCUGAGAUUUUUCUUAAUUCAACCCUCCUAAUACGAACACCUCGUUAAUACGAACACUUUCUAUACCCCCCUUAGAGUCCGUAUGUACGGGGUUUCACUGUAUCACGAACCUAUUAAAGAUUAUUUUCAGUAAUAUGUAAAACGGAAUUACAACGAUUCAGUGUGAUACAACCCCAUCAUCUCGAGAAUAUCUGAAGGAAUUCCCCUUAUUCUCUGCAACUGCUGAUGCCUCUUAGUUUCUUUAAACAUUCUGUUUAAUCUUUCGACGUGAACGUCUUAUAGUAAGGUUUUUUGCUUCCCUAUAAAUGCUAACAUUUACCGAUUUUUUUUUUUUUUUUUUUUUUUUUUUUUAGAAUGUCUUCAAAGGGAUAGAUAAACAAAGUGAGAUCGGGUUUCUGUCCUUAUUUGAACAUUACAAAUCAUGCGAGGUUGGUGAUGACUAGAGAUAUUAGCGACCUUAAGCAACGGUGACGGCGACGGCGACGGCAACGAGGACGGGAAAAAAGCAAUAGGUUUAGAGCCUGUUUACAUGGAGGUGGGGGACCCCAGGUAGGGGAGGUAACCCGCUUAGGUCGGGUAACCCACCUCUCCAUAUAAUCUCCCAUAUUAAUUUGAUCACGUUUACAUGAUAGGUGGGGUGACCCGCUGUAUGUUACCUCACCUAUCUGGAGUCCCCCACCGCCAUGUAAACAUACCCUUAGAUUGGCAAAACAAUACGCUUUUUUGUGCAUUUCUUCGUCGUCGUUGCACGACUACAACGUGAAGGUGCCUAAUUUCACGUUUUGUCGAGGACGAGAACAUGCGACUUUCUUUUCCUGUACUUUGAUACAGUCCUUUAGAAUUCAACUACAAAAAAUUUGCCAACAUUUGACGAGUUAAACGAGAUGCUAUAAGCGCGAUAAAAUUUGAGGCAACGCGAAUUCACUUUUCAGGUGACUUUUUAGUAGUCGUUGUUGUCGUUGUUGCUUAAGCUGCCUAUUUCUUUGUGUAGAGAGGAAAGAAGGGGGGCGGGGGUGUGAUGAAAGGGUCACCGUCUUUAGGGAGUUUAAGCAGCUACGUUUUGAGCGACACAUGUCAACCGGAAGUGAAUUUUUUUUUCUAUGUGCCUUUUCUCUUAUGUGUUCAAAAUCACGGCUCAAGAGUGGAAAAAGUACACUUCCGGUUGACGUGCGUCGCUCAAAAACGUCGCUGCUUAAAUUGCCUUUUAUUUUUCUGCACACAUCCAAGGCUGCUUCCUGUUCCUCCUAGUUUAAGUGGAACAGAACUCGUUGUUCUUCUUUAAUACAUUGAGGCAAACCUUAGGGUGGAGCUCCCGUCCAUAAUAGUGGACCUUGGAAAUGAACAGACUGUUAGACGUUUUCGUAGCCGUCGCCGUCGCCGUCGCCGUCCUUGUUGCUUGUUGCAGGCAUUAACUCGUCUGGAUAGAGCCAAGCUCUGUAGAUAGGCUGGUUGACAUACGUUGGUUUGUAACGUCCCGAGUAGAAAAUAAAGGCGACUGAAACAAUCCAGAUUAUUAUAUGGAAAUCAGGCUUAAGGUUUAACCCUUUAUGUCCCACGGGUGACCAACAUCAAUUAUCUCCUAACAAUAUUUGUACAUUAUCAAGAGACCGGGUUAUGAGAAUUAAUAAAGUCAUCACUUAAGUGAAGAUGCUUUGAUCUUAAAUCAUAUUCUCUCAACUUGUUUUUCAAGGAAAUGUAAGGAGAUCAGUGUGAGGAAUUUUUAUGUUGAUAUUGGGGCUUAAGGUUUAACCGGCGAAUAGUUCAAAGGAGCAGUUUUGCUACCCUGCAGAACAGGCGUUAUUUUUUGCGUUUCUCAAACAAACUGCUGUGAUAAACAUAUAAGGGAAUAUAAACGCAUUUUUGUUUAUCACCGCUGUUUGCUUUUUGUUUCUUCUUCAGCUUAGAUGGCCAAACAACAUGAGUAUCUACGGUGUACUGACAAAAUUCAUCAUUUCAUUUGUUACAGGUUGGUGUGAAUUACAAGACUCCCAAUUAUCCUAUUUGGGUGAUAUGCAGCGAGAGUCACUUCAGUGUCUUGUUCUCUAUCGACAGAAACCUCUUGGACGACUGGUAAGCUUAUAAUGACUAGUAAAUGGCCGUAUUUACACUAGAGACGGAUUAUCCGUUGGAUAAUUCGCGUCAGACAGAUAAUACGUCUUAGUUUUGGAUGGACAAUCCACCUGACUUCAUCCAUCUGUAUUUCCUUCAAUUUUGACGGAUUUUCAAGAUGGAUUAUCCGUCUCAAACGGAUAAUCCGUCUCCAGUGUGAAAACAGCCAUUGAUACUAGCCAAUUUACGGCAUUUGAACUUAUCAGCCUGUUUUUAUUCUUCCUAAAGACUUCUAUUCUUUGAUGUUGUCACUGAAAGCCAUUUAUGUAGUAAUGAGGAGUUUUAUUCCUUCCGUUUUGUUAAAAACACUGAUGGUGUAAAAGGGAUGCUACGUCCUGGUCACUUGCAGCGCUUUACCGAAGCGUUAGAAAAUUACGUCUAUCAGCGACCAGUUUAUAGGCAAAUGAUGAUGGUCGGACACCAACUGUAUGAAGGAGUGGGAAACUGUCCACUUACCCCUCCCCUAAGCCAACAUUAACACUUACUUCUCACUUAGGGCAAAAUGUUGGCUUAGGGGAGGGGUAGGUGGGCAGUCUCCCAGAAACGUAUAAUGAUCAGAUCAAAGCGUGCAAACUCAGAGGCAACGUUUUGGUAUCGAGGUUUCUCGGUUACUGACCACCUACCCCUCCCCUAAGUCGACGUUAACUUUUAUUUCUCACUAAGGGUAAAAUUGUUACAUAGGUAAGGGGUAGGUGGUCCAAGCUUUGGGCACCUCCAAGGGAAAUUGGACCAAGAGUACUCUUGUUAGACGCUUAUACUAAGCUUAGCAAGCCAUGGUGCCCACACGACCGAGGCUUCUCCCAGUCUCUUUAGUAUGAGAAACCUGGGUGUAAUGCUUUCCUCCCCCGCCAUCUCUCCCGCUAGGAAAGGAAACUUCUGCAUGUGGGCUAUCGCAGGGUUACCGCUAGCAGUAUGUCGCCGGGUUCCGUUAAUACACAUGAGUGAGGAGAGACAACGUUAAGGAAUGAACGCGAUGGCAGGGCUUGAAACCUGAACUACGGAUCCGAAGCCAGAGGUCCUUGCUGGCCGGAAGUCCUAGUCAUAAUUGUUGAAGCACUCGCGGAUUUCUUCGCCCCUUCCGCUUCAAUGUUUAUACAAAAAAGUCCAAGCAAUCUCUUAAAACCAACACUGGGAGAAGGAGACCUUAAGGGAAUCGGAGCAUGUAUUCGUGGAAUGACUUGGUUUAUCUUGUUUUUUCAAGAUUAUGAUAGUGAUUGCAGGAUUGGAUGUGUGGAUAAUGUGCUAUCUAACUGCAAUAUAGGAGUCGAUGUAGGCUCUAACGAUUGUUUGUUUGUUUGAUUGAUUGAUUGAUCGAUCGAUCGAUUAAUUGAUUGACAUACACAGGAGGUUAGAGAAGAAGUUUGAUCUUUAUUACUAUGAUGGUCUGGCACGGCAGGAUGAGGAGUUAAGAUUGACAGUUGGUGAGUAAGCAUUACUUCCUGUAAACUGCCAUAGUGUAAGCUACAUGGUCUUGCUUGGGUACAUAGCUGUUACAGGCUAGCUAAUGGCCUAGAAAAAAGAUACUUCAAGGUCAUGAAAAAGUCAGGGAAGUUAUUUUGAGUCAGGAAAAAUUGAAAUAAUUAACAAAAACUAAGGGAAAAUUGAAAUUUUAAUUCCAUGGGUUAAAUACCAUUAAUAUGGAAAAACGCAUUUCGGGUUAAUAUAAUCUCAGAGAUGUCUUUUGUUGAUGAAAUUACGAUAGCGUCACUGUAAUAUGUAUGACAUCAUCUCAUUUCAACUGAAGCUUCCUUUUUCAUGAAAGAAAGAUAAAAAGGCGUUUUGAAAAUAAAAACAAGAAGAAAAAAAAGAAAAGAAAAAAAAAAUCAACACUAUGAAAGCGUAUUACAAAACGUACAUUUUAGGUGCCUGAAAAAGCCGUUUAAUUGUGGACGGCAGAAGACUUAAGAGACAAUGUCUGUAAUUUUCGAGAAUCGGUUGACAGUCGUGAAUUUUUGAAUUUCUUCAUAUUUUGCCCAAAUAAUCUCUAUAGUACACUUAUUUCAAAAAUCACAUUAAAACUUGUGACGGCUUUUUAUUUUUUCAGGAAUCGGGCAAAGUUUGAAAAACGGUAAAUCGGCGCUCUUUCGAGUAUGAAAUUAGUGAAAAUUGAGCAUUUUCUUCGCGCUCGUAGAUAAAAACGGGGUAAUAUCUCUGAAUGAAAUCAAGUCACAAAACAAACAAAGACUUGUGCUUUAUAAUUCAGCAAUUAACUUUAGAUAAGCUGUUUAAAUAUGACUGUGGCGGCCGUGAGAAGAAACACGGUUUCGGCUCUUUGCAAAAAUGGCAAAUUUGACCUAACUUCACCGUCGAAAAAACCCAAUUGGUACGUGGCAUUUCAACAUGAAACAAACACUGUUUUAAAGCACAUCGUUUGCUGUUUCUUGUGUUAAAAAAUUUCUGGCGGCAUUCCAUACGCGCCCCGUCGAGAGACCAAAAUCUGAAGGGUAUUUUGACACCACGAGAGCUCGUGAAACAAACAAGUUACUACGCUUCGACAAAAUUCUCUGUUAGAAAAUAUAGUUUCCUCGACAUUUGAACCUUUUUCAGAGUUUUAACGGCUACCGACUAUAAAUCUGCAUUUCUUUCAGAUCAAACACGAUGCCUUUGAAACAGAUGUUUGGGAUAAACCAUAAUGCACAGAUACACUUGCAGUUCAAAUAUUGUCAAACUAUACUCUUACUAUAAUUAUAUUCGUAUCAGUCGAAACCUUAAAAGCAGGUGAGAUAUUAACUUACCCUAACUUCAUGAAUGCUAGACGAAGAAAUAUCCGCUCUUAAAGAGUUUGUGCCUGGAACUUGCAGCAGGCAGGUCGUAUCAAAGUUUUCUGUCACCACGAAGGGAAGAAUAUGUCAUUCCGGAAGUGCGUGACGCGUAACGCGCCCGAAAAGAAAAUUCCUGGCCAGUCUACACGGUCUAAAGUUAUGUGGUACAAGUCAAUCUUAUGGCGUCUUUGUACAUAUUCAAACUUGGUUGGUGGCCCCCGUGGCCCCAGUACAACUAAUCCUGCGAAUGUUGAAUGCAUUGCAAUCGGCGAUUGUACAAAAGAUAUCGUCAGUCACUUGGCUUACUGCAAGAUCAGCGACGACUGUGUUGACAGCGAGGCUAAUUUGCUACUCGCGCGAGCAGGUAAGAUACUGAGUUGUUGCAAUAAACAAAGAUCAAUUCUACCUUAAAAUUCUCUUUUUAAUUAGUGCUUAUGAUAAACAACAUCUUCUAUCUCUACAUUAGGCGUGUUUGAGCCUCAAGAUUUACACAUUAAAAUGACAGUUUGUCCUCGCCAUCGCGAACUGUUUGGUACCAGGUGGCGCUGCAAUAGAUCACGUUGUACUGUCCCUGAUAGGGUGGCUGUACACAAAGGCACCCCGAAGGCUCAAUGCGGCUUGAAGAAGAUGAUAUCCGCGUAUAUUUUGCGAGCAACGAAGGUGCUCGUUCCUUUGGGCUCACGUAAGUAUUUUUUUUAUUAAAUGUUAUUAUUUCAGUCAACGCCAAAGUCGCUCUCAGCUGACCAUUACGUCAUGGCUAUUAUUUUUAGCUCAGAGAAGGAGGAGGAGGGGUCGGUAGGGUGGUAUUGGGUACUUUUUGCUUUGAGGAUCAACCCUACAUUUACCUUAAUUUUAAAAAAAUUGCCUUAUCAAUCACUUCAUAUACUUUAUGCUAGGUUAUGUUUAAAGGACGGUACACUGUUUUUUCUGAACUUUGCUUUUCGAAAAUAUUAAUUUCUAACAAAUUGUUUGUUCUUUUAAACUUCAGCAAUCUGCAAGCAAUGCCGAGAGCAUUUAGUCGGCCUCGUUGCUAGUGAAGAGGUCACCCGUGAACCUGCGGAUUCUGCACCGGAAGUAACCGGUGGCGGUACCCAAGCCGAAGACCAAGAAAGACUUGAGUCUGCACAGGUCGAAGAGAUAAGCUACAUUUCAAAUUGAGUGUUCUUUGUUUGCUCUGUGUUGAAAAAAAUAGGAUGUACGAAAAAGGACGAAGCCUGUUCUAGGCGAUCAAACAGUUAGGGAGGCGCAAAGGGGAGUGAUUUCGUACCACUCUCUACCAUCUGAACGCCUGGAACAGAGCUUCAAAGAGAAGUAAAAAGUCGCUUGUUGUUUUCUAGAGGGUUGUAACCACACUCGACGACGUUCGAUGAGUGAUGUUACCGCAAGUUGGAAGGAAGAUACUAAAGUUCGUGUGAUUCAAUGCAUUUUAGCUCGGCUGUGAAGUGAGCUGAUGUGUUUUAUAAGCAGUGCAUUUUUCUAUUAUCGCUACAGGAAGAAAAGGUCAGUACCAGUAGCACAUCCGACGAGCUAGCAACCGGCUUCAGCCACAUGAAGAUAGCAGAUGAAUCUUUUCUUUCUCCGGAGACCGCAAGUACUGCUUCAUCAACUGGAGACAGGAAUGGCUCCUCAACCGCUGGAACGCAGCCGCGUGAAUUGCUCAAUACUUUUCUAAACCAAUGUAAUAUUCAACCGCUUGGAAGACCGUGGCUGGAAUGGGGCGAGGUAAGCAGCCGGACACCGUCCCGAUACAUUCAGCGAUCCAGCGAGAUAGUUUCCACCGUCCUUAAAACCAUUUCGCCAAUUAACGCACCCCAUUUGUGGGAAGCACUCCAGUCAUCCGAUGUCGUGAACCGGCAGAUGGGUCUUCAUGCCGCAUCUCUACCUUCAGAGGUAGGAUACCUAGAGGCUCUGGCUGAGUCAUACAGUAACGCAGCCUCCUGGGAUACUCGUCGUCAGGUAUUGUCCGUGAUGACAGGAGUGGCUUCCUUUAAAGCCAUCUCCACAUUUAUACCUGGUUUGACCCAGUAUCGAUAUACGAUGGCCAAGCUUCACGGUGUUCAGCAUGGAAGAAAUGCUCCCGUACCCGAAAAGAAGGCUCCGAGACUUCAAAUAGAGCCAAAACAAUUAGAUCACUUUCUGGGUUUUAUAACUAGCCCUCAUUUAGUACAAGAUUUGCCAUUUGGGGAAAAACACCUUCACCUCUCUUCCGGGAAGGUAAUCACUGUGCCAAACGUAGUGCGCACAAUGAUACCUGAACGGAUUGUGACACAGUACAAUCAGUAUUGUGCUGAGGCCAAUUUUAAGCCUUCAAGUCGAAGUACCCUGUUGCGAAUUCUGUCAGAGUGUAGUGCGUCUGUCCGCACGUCCCUACAGGGGCUAGAUUAUUUCGCGGCGGAAGGAGGGAGAGCAUUUGAUGACCUUGCCUCCAUAGCAGAUAACGUUUCGUUACUUAAAACUAACGGAGAAGAGUGGGGCGGAAGAAUUAAAGAUCAGCUAAAAGCAGGAAAGCUCUACCUAAAAAGUGAUUUUAAGGUAACUGUUAAUGAUUCAAACUAUAUUGUAUUUGCGUUUCGAAUUUAAAAAAAAACGCGCGUUAGAUGAUACUUACAUUAACCAGGAUAACGUUAUUAUCGUAGCGGUAAACAAUUACUAUAAUAAUGAUAAGAUAUUUAUUUAACCCUCGGACGUACAUGUAAAUUUAUACCCCCACCGUGGUACAAGGGGGAAGGGGUGGAUGGAUCCCCCCUAGAGUUUUUGGUAUGUUGAAGUAUUUCGAAACAAUUUUACUUUGAGUGGAAAGCCUUUGAUCUUCUCUACAAGAAAAAAUAAUAAAUAAGCACUUUGCAUGAUUUUAGCCACAAGAUUUUCUUCUAUUGUUAGGAGCCCAUGGGUUAUGGGCUCCUGCUAUUGUUGAAAAAAGUUGACAAAACAUGUACUUUUGCUCAAAAAUGGCUUGACCACCUCCUACUUUAAUAUCUCGUUACCAUAGAAACUGACCAUCACUGAACAUGACUCAAAAUGAACGAACAGCUACUGAAAGCAUCAGGUGCUAAUGUUUUAUCCUCUAGGAGAAAACUCAGAAAAACCUUGGGGGAUGGGGGGGGGAGGGGUGGUACGUCUGAGGGUUAACUUUUACAUGCCAUAAUCAAUUAUAAAACAGCAUGACGGGCGCGACAGCGUAACCCGUUGACUAUAGUGAAAACCCUUUAUUCUUAGCCUGUUUCAGGCUCCAAGAUAGUCGGGUUUGCGAAAUUGAGGAGGUGCGAACUCGAAAAUAAAACGGGAGGAAACUGGGGAGAGGAAGGAGGUGGAGCCUGUAAUCAUUUCUUUAACGGCCUUCUCCGUUAUCCCAGCUUCUGGUAUACGCUCUGAUUGAUCACAUUUGACAGUUAACAUCAUCACCUAAUUGCGUGAGUCAUUAUCAGUCAUCCUUAAGACAACCACUGAGAAUUUGAAUACACGUUAGAACGUUUCCUACUUUUAGACGACUGUCUGCGAAAGUUUUCUCCCUCCCUUCCUUUUUCCCUCCACUUCUCCCUUUUUCCUUGAUCAUGGGCACAUUUUUUCCGUGCCUUUGACUUAAGAGUCAUCCUAAUCUUAGGAUUUCCGUAUAACUAAAUAAAUAUCUUAAUAGGAAUUACAAUUUAAAAUCUUUUUUUUCACGUCAACAUCAACAGCAGUAUUCAACAGUAAGGGUGCUAAAAUAGGAAAGUAAAAAAGAAUCUUCUUAUCAUUAUUAAGGUGCAUAUCAACAGUGAAGCAAGAGUGGCCGAUCACUGCAGCGUUUACGCUCUGAGUGACGUAUCCGAGUCUUCCUUCAGACAGCAUUGCGAGCACAAGCACGAGGAGUUGUGUGAUCAGUGUCAUGCCCUCGAUGUUGCAAUAUAUGAAAUUGGAACAGCCGCGCAAAAUGCCGUAUUUCCUGACGAGGAACAACGUGAUGAAGCUCUGUUCCUGUUCGAGGCGGCCAAGAGAUCAGUGCAGGCGUGGAAGGCGCAUCAAUUACGGUCCGUACAGCAAGAUAAAUCGAGGCUGGAUGUGCUUGAACUGUUGAACAACGACACCGUUCUUAUUGUUAGCGACUGGGCCAUGAAAUUCCUCCCUCAGCUAUAUAGAGAAUCACAGCAAGACUGGUUCGGCAAGAGAGGGAUUUCAUGGCACAUCGCUGUUGUAUUCAGACGGGUGAACGGCUCCGAAAUCCAGACACAGGCGUUUGUUCAUGUUGUGCAGUCUUGUAGUCAGGACAGUACUGCUGUGGUGUUGAUGAUGCAGCACGUAUUAAAAACACUGCACGAAGAAUACCCUGAGAUUACCAAGGCCCAUCUACGGCAAGACAACGCAGGAUGCUACCACUGCGCUAAUACUAUCCUUGCUUGUCGUACCUUUGAGCAGUCAACCGGUAUCAAAGUUGUACGUAUGGAUUUUAGUGACCCCCAAGGAGGUAAGGGAGCGGCGGACAGGUUGGCGGCCACUUGCAAAAACCACAUCCGAACGUACAUUAACGAGGGCAACAAUUUCACAACAGCAGCGGAGAUGAAGGAGGCCUUGUUAUCCUAUGGAGGAGUGGAAGGUGUCCGAGUUGCUAUCCUGCCUUCAAUAGAAGAAACUGUGGAGCUUCGAAAGAUAUCUGGAAUAAGCAAGCUGAAUAACUUUCUGUUUACGGAGGACUCCCUUCAAGCUUGGCGUGCUUAUGCGAUCGGUCCUGGAAAGAUCAUAGCCUCGGAAAAGGUUCCAGGUCAGUGUCAUUUCUGGGAAGUUGAAAAUAAAAAGGGGAGAAUGUCCUUAACUGGUGGGGAUAGCAGAAUUCCGUUGCUACUCCCGUAUGUAGGUAUGGUACAAGCUAUUGUCGCGGUAUUUUGUAAAACCCAGCACGUAACCCAGAGACGUAAGAGAAAUAUUUUUUUUCCUUUAAUAUAAUUUUCUUGAAAAUUUUGUUAACGUCACUGGGAUAAGGUUUUUGCUACUACACCUCAAGGAAUUAAUAAUUUUUUUUUUUCAAUUACUCAUUUCAGUAACUCUGCUGUAACAUAUGCUUCAUAUUCCCACUCUUUUGACAGAUGUGACCUAUAACUGGCUUACUGUUUCUUUUUCGGCUGGUGGGUUUAAACCAAUUACUCUAAAAUCGGCUUCAACGCAUGCUAGACUCCAGGCAGCCCCCCAAGUUUCCGAAGUUCAGCAAAGUAGCCCUGAAAGGUAUCCGUCCAGUGUUUAUUCGUGCCCUAAAGAAGGUUGUGUUAAAGUUUUUCAAAGAGCGUCUGCCCUAGAACGUCACCUGUCGUUAGAGGCCUGUACCCUCUCUCCAGAAAGGCACGCCCUGCUGGAUUUGGCCAAACAUCAAUACGCCGCUCGCCUACAGGAGGGCGUAGGGCUUAUUCCUGCACUGCGAGCAGUACCAAGCUCAGUUGGCAGUUCACAUCAACGUGAGGAGGUCAAGGAAGGGUGGGCGCUGAAACAAGUGAAGAAACCAUACCGUUUCAACCAAAAGCAGAAAACCUACUUGGAGCAAAAGUUCAAUAUCGGCCAGUCCACCGGCAGUAAGAUUGACCCUGCCUUUGUAGCGAAGGAAAUGCGCCGUUCCAGGGGCAAAGACGGGGAAAGGUUAUUCGUUGUUUCUGAAUUCCUGACACCACAGCAAGUGUCCUCCUUUUUCUCGCGACUGGCACUAAAAGUGCGUCAGCAACAGGUUGAGGUCUCGGAAGAGGACGCCUUAGCUGUAGAGGAGCAAAGCAAUUUCGCUACUGCAAAAGAAAAUGUGCUUUCUUCCCUGCAGCUCCGUCAUCCCAUUGUUGUUGACGAGUACAACGUAUGCUCUCUGGUCAACAAUAAAUCUGAGUUUCGGAAAACGAAGGUGGCACUGCUCCAACAUCUUUGCGAACGCUUAGAGCUGAAUACACCUGUACCAGCAGUGAGCCCCAUAUGUGGAACUUUUAGAAGAAGUUGUAAAUAGCUGCUGUUGUAACCCCCGAAAGUGAACAAAUUAGCUUACUCCCAGUGACUGGAGCUAUACUGAUUUUCUCAUGUAAUUCAAGUUAAGUUUUUAUUUGUUCGCGAUUCGUGGUUGUUAACCCUCGGACGUACACGCAAAUUCAUACCCCUGCCGUGGUACAACCGGGGGGGGGGGGGGGAGGGGAUGAAUAGAACCCCUUCCGGGAGUUUUUGAUAUGUUGCAGUAUUUUGAAACGAGUUUACCUUUAGUGGAAAGCCCUUUUCGUAACCAUAGCAAUUGACCAUGACCAAACUUGUCUCAAAACCUGCGCGAGGGAUGAACGAACAGCUACUGAAAACGUCAGGUGCUGAUGUUUUAUUCUUUAGGAAAAAACUCAGAAAAACCUAAUGGGGGCGGGGUGGCAUCCACUACCCCUUCUUGUACGUCCGUGGGUUAACAUCCCAAGACCAUUAUUCACGUGUGGAUGAAAGGGGGUUUUGGAAUUUCGGUGGCACUGUACCGUUGAUCUAACAAGCGCAUUUAAAACUUUGACUUAAACGAACGAUAACUUCGGAGCAAUAUUGCAAUAUACACAUUACCUUUCUUUCAAAAGUAGACUGAGUCCACUUCAGCACUUACUCGUAAAAAAAUUCUUACCAGCAGUAAAAUGAAAAUAUUUUGUAUAGUUUCAUUUUAUUGCCAAAUGAUACCUGCAGGUCUUUCAAAUUUUCAUACCCAUCGAAAAAUCGAAAAAAAUUUGUAGCUCAUUCAUUCAUUAUUAUUCAUUGUCAUAGUUCAUAAUUGCGCCUGUAAUGACAAUGGAGCCACCUUGGGUCCCUUGGGCGUAACCCGUAAACAAUGGUUUGAUUUGAACGUGAUUUGUGAACUUUUAAGUUGACUUCAUUAUCAGCGAAUUUGGUAAGGCAAAAAGAUCUGUUCAAUAGCCUUCUUUUUUCAGGCAGACAAAUGUUAGCGUGUAUAAAGACUGCCUUAAGUCAAUUAGGUGAUAAGAAGUAUAUUGUCCUAGAUUUCCAGGAAAACCAGUUACUUUUGGAGCGAAAAGAAGUUAGUUAAAACUUGAGUUCAAUUGAAUUCAGGCAUUUUUCAGUUUUCAGAGAAUUACCCAAUUGUUAACGUAUACGUAAGCGUGAAGAAAUUUCUGAAAUGAUUCUAACGCGUAAGAAGUUUCCGCAAUAUUUUGACGUGAAACGUUCCGCAAAUGGACAUAGGGUACCCUUUAGCCUUAAUAGAGGGUCUUUAAUAGAAUGACGGCAACUUGAAUUAUACCAAGUGACAUAUUUUCCUCACCAUAUUCUAUUUAUUUUGUCUUCAAAUUAUUUGGGAUGGUUUUUAUCUGCUCAUUUCCCAAUAUGAAGAAUUAUCAGUUUGAAUCUAAGUAGUUUGCUGUUUCAAAAUGAACAAACGAGAGAAAUUUUAAUUCCAUGCUCAACUUUUAUUUUGUAUGUGGAUUACGUAUGGUCACCUAUUCUGCAUGACAGAGAUAUCUGUACACUGAGCGAAGUUAGGAUUAGUUAGUUUAUUACAAGCAAAGACAGGUACAACAAAAAGGUUUUACACCUCCUGAUUUUUUUUUUCUUUCUCGGUUCAAGUUUGUUGCACAUUUGAAAAUCAAAUAUUUACAGUGUAGCAGAAAAUCGCCCGGUAGUUUAGUUCGAUUGACAGGUUUUGUGGAAGUUAUAAAACUACUGAAAACAACAAGAACCGGUGCUUUUUAAAGCAUUUUACGUAUUCUUUUUACACUCGGGCGUGAUUUAGCUUUGUCUGCAGAGUUGCGUGACCAGACUCGAAUCACACACGAUACUUUCAACAACAUACGGUUUAUAAAGUCGCUCAGUUUUAAACGACCAAGUCAGGUGUAAACAAUUUUUAAAAGUGUUUCAGUGAAUUGCGGCUAUUUGCAGUUGAAAUGACUGAGGUAAGAAAAUUCCUAUAGAUCUGGUGUCCCAUUCAGAAAUACCACGCCAUUUUUAGCGGCUUUUACUUAAAAGUUAGAAACUCAGGGUCAAUAUUUACACUACCAGAAGUGCGUUGUCUUCUUGAAUGUUGCACGCAAUCACCCGAUCAAAUACAGUGUUAAUCUACAUAGCCCUUUAUAACAAACUGAAAGCAUAUUUAAAAGGUUUUAAGAAGUUUUCGCAUUGUGAACCUCUGUUAAAGAAGCUAAGUUUACAAUAGCACUUGUCUACCCUCAUUGCGGCUUGUUUGUGUCACCAUUCCCACGUGCGAAAAUAUCCUCCACGUUUCGGUGUCUCGCUUUUGUAAUGCCGCGAGAGAUUUUUUAACACAAGAAACAGCAAACAAUUUGCUUGAUAACAGUGUUUAUUUCAUGUUGAAAUUCUAUGUACCAAUUGGGUUUUUUCGAUGGUGAAGUUAGCCCAAAUUUGCCAUUUUUGAAAGAGCCGAAACCGUGUUUCUUCUUGCGGCCGUCACAGUCACAUUCAAACAGCUUAUCUAAAGUUAAUUGCUGAAUUAUAAAGCACAAGUCUAUGUUUGUUUUGUGACUUGAUUUCAUUUAGAGAUAUUAUCCCGUUUUUAUGUACAAGCGCGAAGAAAAUGCUCAAUUUUCACUAAUUUCAUACUCGAAAGAGCGCCGAUUUACCGUUUUUCAAACUUUGCCCGAUUCCUGAAAAAAUAAAAAGCCGUCACAAGUUUUAAUGUGAUUUUUGAAAUAAGUGUACUAUAGAGAUUAUUUGGGCAAAAUAUGAAGAAAUUCAAAAAUUCACGACUGUCAACCGAUUCUCGAAAAUUACAGACAUUGGCUCUUAAACCGGAGAAAAAAAUGGUUUCAAAAAUAUUCGGAUACGUGUGGACGGAGCCUUUAAGUAAUUUCAUCUUUCUCUUGAUAAAGAUACAACAAAAGAAUGCCCAGAAUACAAGGACACUGAUCUUGUGCCUCCACUGGAACACUGCAUACGAACAAGGUGAGACCACGUGACAGAGUUCAUUGUCAGAAAAGUGGACCUUUCGAUUCAGGGUUUUGAAUUUGGCCGCUUGGCACAAAAACGCCGUGCUUGGAGGCAAGAAACCUACUUGAACAAGAAGGAGAAAGUAAAUUUCCAAAUAAAAUAAUAUAAGGUCUGUUUUUCUUGUCGUUCUGGUACGUUUCUUGCUCUCCAUCAAAUCGUUUUUGUACCCCGUCAUUCAUGAGUUUGAAAAGGCCCAUAAUGGGAUCAUUCUUUAACACAGAGGUGUUUUUCCAGGCUCAUUUUCAACCGUCAGGCAAUGUGUCUGGUCAUUCAAAUUAAACCUCGUCAGCCCUACACUGUACUUUCACAUGUUUCCAUAUCUUGAGUGUAGUUCUAACUUUUAAGUCUGUGGAUGAAAUCCUCGCUAUGGUGUUACCAUUCAAAUGAAACCUCUUUAGCAAUACUUUCAGAUGUUUCUUUUAAUUUAGUAUGCAGCUGUUACGUUUGAGUCUGUGGACGAAAUACUACGACGUGAUCAUUCAAAAGAAACCUUUUAAGCAGUACUUUCAAGUCGUGAUGGUAUUGUUUUUGCGUGUGGUGCCUAGUUUGUCGGCAAAUUUUUAAGGUGCUACUAUCCAAAAACCUAUUGCUUGCUCGUUAAAGUGGUUUUUGGAACCUUUUUGGUUAUGAAAAGUUUAGUCGUUUUAGGAUUUCUUCUACUGUCGCAGAAACAGGCGUGUUUGAUGUAUUUGUUGAUGUGUCGGGCUGAAUAAAAGCUAGAAAUAUUUUAUGCACCAAGUCAAAAGAUAUUUUUUAACUGAGCGGAUUCUCGCGCGCUGAUUGGUUGAGAGCUUUGUUCGAACAGAGUGCAGACCAUGGAAAUAACGUCAUGAUGGCGCAAUUCGUUUUUCUCUUUCUCUCUCGCGCGAUUUUCCGAGAAACUUCAACGUGAAUGGACGCCAAAAACUGGCAAUGUUAUUGUAAGAAACAAAUCGACAACAAUUUUCUACGGUCUGUACUCUUGUCGACAAUAGAAAUGACGUCAAAAUGUUCAAAACUUUGCAAUGAAACCGCGGCUCUUGGUUCCACUUGAGUUUUGAACAUUGUGACGUCAUUUCCAUGGUAGAUAAGUUUACAAACCAUGGAUUGUUAAAACCAGCUUGUAACAUGACGCAGAAUGUAAUAAUUGGCAUACGAUAAUUCAGCGUCCUUGUCCUAAGAUAGUGGUUAACUAUUAAACCCUUGUGUACUUUUUUACUUAUCGUACAGGUGGAAGAAUGCUGUCAUAGACUGGAAUGGAUCCGAACCUAUCUUAUGA